CUCGAAUAAAAAGUACUUUAAAUUCAUAAAUAAAACCCAAACUUUAUUUUUUUGAACUUUUACCCAAAUCUAACCUAAUGAUCCAAACUACCCCUUAUUCAUCAUCUUGCCUACCCAAUUCAAUAAAAAGGACUUCCAUUGUUGAUUGAACAAAGACGAGAAAACCAAGAAAAAAAAUGAGUGAAUCAAAGCGUAAGACUGUACUUACAACAGUUAGUUCUGAAUUGGAUUUAGAUCGACCCAACAUUGAAGACUAUCUUCCGUCUGGAUCCCUUCAUGAACCUCAUGGCAAACUUCGUUUGAGGGAUUUGAUUGAUAUUUCUCCUGCUCUUACUGAGGUUGCUGGUGCCAUUGUUGAUGAUUCAUUUACGCGUUGCUUCAAGUCAAAUCCUCCAGAGCCCUGGAACUGGAACAUCUAUCUGUUUCCUUUGUGGUGCUUUGGAGUUGUUGUUAGAUACUUGAUUCUUUUCCCAGUAAGGGUCAUAGUUUUAACAAUUGGAUGGAUUAUAUUCCUUUCUCUCUACAUGCCAGUCCAUUUCUUAUUAAAAGGACAUGAUAAGCUCAGGAAGAAAAUAGAGCGCUCUCUCGUGGAAUUGAUUUGCUGUUUCUUUGUUGCAUCAUGGACUGGGGUUAUCAAGUAUCAUGGUCCACAACCAGUUAUGAGGCCUAAGCAGGUUUUUGUGGCCAAUCAUACCUCCAUGAUUGACUUCAUCAUUUUAGAACAAAUGACUGCCUUUGCUGUCAUCAUGCAGAAGCAUCCUGGUUGGGUUGGUUUGCUACAGAGUACUAUUUUAGAAAGUGUUGGAUGUAUUUGGUUCAAUCGUACAGAAGCAAAGGAUCGCGUAAUUGUACAAAAAAAGUUGAGGGACCAUGUUAAUGGACCUGACAAUAACCCUCUUCUUAUAUUUCCAGAGGGAACAUGUGUUAAUAAUGAGUAUACCGUCAUGUUUAAGAAGGGUGCAUUUGAGCUUGGUUGCACUGUCUGUCCCGUUGCUAUCAAGUACAAUAAGAUUUUUGUUGAUGCCUUCUGGAAUAGUAGGAAUUAUAUUAUGAAGAUUUUGAAGUUCGUUCCGUUAUGCAGGCAGUCAUUUACGAUGCAUCUGCUUCAGUUAAUGACUUCUUGGGCUGUUGUUUGUGAUGUUUGGUAUCUGGAACCCCAGACGUUAAAACCCGGAGAGACUGCUAUUGAAUUUGCUGAGAGGGUUAGAGACAUGAUUUCUCAUAGAGCUGGCCUAAAAAAGGUUCCUUGGGAUGGUUACCUCAAGUAUUCCCGCCCUAGUCCUAGGCUUACCCAGAGCAAGCAACAAAGUUUUGCUGAAUCAAUAUUGCGACGAUUGCAAGAAAAGUGAAGAUAUUUAUCCAUGCUUAACUCGUCCUCUCGGGCAGAAGUUGUGGGUCCCACUUCCUUGUAGUUGUGAUGACGUGGAUGGUGAAAAAGUUGUUCAUUAUGGACACGUGGUGGCUAAUGGAAGUAGUGUCGAUCAAAUAGCGGCGGAGUUUGGGAUAAGUUCGGAGAGUUUGAUGAAGGUUAAUAAUAUUUCUGAUCCUAAGAACCUUGUUGCUGGUCAAGUGCUUGAUGUUGCUCUUAAAGGUACUUUCUUUUUACCAUUUAUUAAUGUGUUUUAAACUUUAAUCUUCUCUGCUUCUUGUUUGUGUUUUGAUUUCUAUAUACUCUGUCAAAUUGGAGUUAUUUUAUUAAUAUUAAAUAAUAUUAAAAGAAAGUUAGUGGAAAAAAUAUAGAAAAUAAAAUUAAUAAAAAAAUAAUUUUGUAAUUUUAAUGAAAAAUAUACAGGAAUCAUAAAAAAUAAUAAAUAUUAAAUAAAAUUAAUGUAAGAUGUGUGGGGUUUAUAAUCACGGUAAGUGCUUGACCUUCCUCUUAAAAGGUACUUUCUAUUUACCAUUUAUUAGUGUGUUUUAAUUCUUAUCUUCUUGUUGAUUGUGUUUUGAUUUCUAUACUAGUGCGUAAAUUAGAGCUAUUUUAU
Molecule: messenger RNA, 1982 nt
Organism: Amaranthus tricolor (Joseph's coat)
Lineage: Eukaryota; Viridiplantae; Streptophyta; Magnoliopsida; Caryophyllales; Amaranthaceae
Product: glycerol-3-phosphate acyltransferase 9-like
Exons: 13
Coding region: 177-1349 (390 amino acids)
Biological process (GO): triglyceride biosynthetic process
Cellular component (GO): endoplasmic reticulum
Molecular function (GO): glycerol-3-phosphate O-acyltransferase activity
Source: RefSeq, a predicted model, not a curated record